Molecule: messenger RNA, 1842 nt
Organism: Sesamum indicum (sesame)
Lineage: Eukaryota; Viridiplantae; Streptophyta; Magnoliopsida; Lamiales; Pedaliaceae
Product: putative glycosyltransferase At5g03795
Molecular function (GO): glycosyltransferase activity
Source: RefSeq, a predicted model, not a curated record
UCUUCCCUUCCUUCUCCUUUGUCCCUAUGUUCCUAAUUCCCCAAAAUCCUUUCCCUUUCUCAACUAAAUUCAUUGACUAAAAUCGUGUCCGAUGCGCUUUGUUUUAAGGGCUAGCUAGGGUUCCAAGCAAGUGAUAAUAUGGCUAAACUACUGAGGAAGAUGGUAGUGCUUUUGAUGUUCAGGCUCGACUGGAGAAAGUUAAUUUCUAUCUUUGUGAUUCUUACAGUGGUUAGUGUUCUUAUACAGAUUUCUAGACUUCCUUAUCCACUGUCUGAAUUGAUUUUUCCACCACCCACCUUAGUUUCAUCCUAUAAAUCAUUCAACUCCGCAAUCUAUUUGGCUAAGCAGCUCCAAACUAAUAAUGAAAAGGGUUCUCCAAUGAUUCUUCUUAAUUCUUCCCACCAACUGAAUCAAUCAAUACUGAGUUCUAAGAAGAAAUGGGAAGAAUCUCAACAGAGAAGGAGAAGAAACAAUCUAACGUCGACCAAUACGUUUGCUCCAUCUUCACAUCCUUCCGUUAAAAAUCUACCUAGUCGCGUAGAGAGAUAUCUACGGUCUUUGGCACCAGAUGAGGCACUUGCAUUUAUCAAAAGAGAUAUUGACAAUGCCCCUCUAGAUAGUACCGAUGAUCCAGAACUAUAUGCACCACUGUUCCGGAACAUAUCCACUUUUAAGAGGAGCUAUGAAUGGAUGGAGCGGAUAUUAAAAGUGUAUAUUUAUGGAGAGGGAGAAAGGCCUAUUUUUCAUCAACCUGAACUUAGAGGAAUUUACGCAUCUGAAGGAUGGUUUAUGAAGUUAAUGGAGGAAAACAGGCAAUUUGUGACAAAGGACCCUAAGAAAGCUCACUUGUUCUACCUUCCAUAUAGUGCACGACAGUUACAAAAGGCUCUGUACGUUCGCAAUUCACAUAAUAUGAAGCCAUUGUCAAUCUUUCUUCGGAAUUAUGUGAACAUGCUUGCUGCAAAGUAUCCAUUUUGGAAUCGCACUCAUGGAUCUGACCAUUUUUUAGUUGCUUGCCAUGAUUGGGGACCUUAUACUUUAACGGAGCACGAGGAGCUCACGAAAAACACUAUUAAAGCCCUGUGCAAUGCAGAUGUGUCGCAAUGGAUUUUUAAUGGUGGAAAAGAUGUUUCACUACCUGAAACCUAUAUAAGAAAUUCUAGAAAUCCUAUUAAGUACCUCGGUGGAAGAAAAGUGUCACAACGCCCGAUUCUUGCAUUCUUUGCAGGUUACAAUCAUGGCCGAGUCCGUCCAGUACUUGUCAAAUAUUGGGGUGACAAAGAUGAGGAUAUGCGGAUUUAUGGCCCGUUACCCAGUAGAGUAUCAAAAGUAAUAUCUUACCGUGGACACAUGAAAUCGAGCAAGUAUUGCAUUUGUCCCAUGGGCUUCGAAGUCAACAGUCCAAGGAUCAUUGAGGCCAUAUAUUAUGAGUGUGUUCCAGUGAUUAUUGCUGAUAAUUUUGUUCCUCCAUUGAACGAUGUUCUUAACUGGAGUGCAUUUUCUGUCAUUGUUGCAGAAAAAGAUAUCCCCAACCUAAAAAAGAUACUCUUAGCAAUACCUUUACGUCGAUAUAUUGUAUUGCAAACCAAUGUGAAGAAGUUGCAAAAGCAUUUCAUAUGGAAUGUGAAACCUACUCGAUACGAUAUGUUCCAUAUGAUUCUACAUUCAAUCUGGUCUAGUCGAGUAAACCAUAUUCAGAUACUUUAGGCAUUGUAACUUUCAUGGUUGGUUUUUUCAAUAUUUUGGAGCUAGUUGUAAACCGUGAUAGGCUUAAAGUAUGAGCUUAAUUGAUGUAACCUGACCGUCAUUAUCCAACUUGUAACUCAAUUUCAUUUGUUUGUA